Molecule: messenger RNA, 4023 nt
Organism: Penicillium olsonii
Lineage: Eukaryota; Fungi; Ascomycota; Eurotiomycetes; Eurotiales; Aspergillaceae
Source: the annotation of a GenBank genome assembly
AUGACGGUGGACGGAAAGAAGUCACAAGUGACACGAUAUGUGAAGAAAUGCAUACCAACGAAGCGGAGCCUCGGCAAAUUCUUCUCCUACACUCGACUCCUCUUCUCGCUAGACUACACCAAGACCGACGUCUUCCUCAUCGUAACCGGUGUCUUCUUUUCCAUCGCAGCCGGAAUUCCCUUCCCACUUCUCGGAAUAGUUUUCGGCGAGUUGAUCAACGACCUCAACACGGCCACAUGCUCUCCAUCCGAUAAUACAAACGCCGGCGUGACGGAUGGUGUCCGCACAAAAGUUUUAUACGUGAUAUACAUCACCAUUGCCAAUUUUUGCUUUAUAUACAUCCACUGCAGUUGCUGGAGUCUGAUCAGUGCGCGAAUAGCCCGCCGGUAUCGACGCCGCUACUUCGAGAGCGUCAUUCGUCAGGAAACGGGAUACAUUGAAAGUCUACCGGCUGGCGAUGUCGUUUCAAGACUGGUGGGAGACAUCGAGGUCGUCCAGUCUGGCACUUCAGAGAAAGUGGGAUUGGUGAUUUCCACGGUCUCAUAUUUCGUGACUUCGUAUGUUGUUGCGUUUAUCAAGGUUCCUCAGAUUGCAGGAAUGCUGGUAUCUGUUGUGCCGUGUUAUUUUCUCAUGACUUUCGUUGGAGGAUACUAUAUCAGGAAAUACGCGGGUCGAAUUUCCGAGCACUCGGAUGCUGCCACAUCGAUUGCAUCUUCGAGUCUGUCCCAUUUGAUGUUGGUGCAUGCUUUCAACGCCCAUGAUCGGUUGGAAAAAUUGUUUGCGAAUCAUAUCUCUGCCUCCCGCAUGGAUGCGCUCAAGAAGGCCGCUACACAUGCUGGACAAUUGGGGUUCCUCUAUUUUGUUGCAUACAGUGCGAAUGCGCUGGCCUUCUGGGAGGGAGCUCAGUUGAUUGCCGAUUCAGUCGAGGCUGGUGGCACUGGCGUAUCAGUCGGAGCCGUGUAUACCGUGAUUUUCGUUCUGAUCGAUGCGUCGUUCAUUCUGAGCCAGGUCGCACCAUUUGUUCAUGUAUUUGCUUCCGCUGCAGGUGCAGCUGAUAGGCUCCUGGAGGUCAUCUUCCGCAAGUCCAACAUUGAUGGCACUUCUGAUUCCGGCGAUAUGUCCGCACCAUUCGACUCCGAGGAUAUCAUUUUCCGAGAUGUCCAUUUCACGUACCCGUCGCGUGCGGAUGUGCCGGUCUUAAAGGGAGUGGAAUUCAGGAUUCCUCCCCGAAAACACACGGCGAUCGUUGGGCCCUCCGGGGGAGGCAAGUCGACCAUCGUGGCCUUGUUGGAACGAUUCUAUGACCCGAUGUCUGGCGAAAUCCGCAUUGGUGACCAAUGCUUCCGCGAUUUGAAUGUCAGAUACUUGCGCGGGAAUAUCGGCUUCGUGCAACAAGAGCCGUCAUUGCUUGAUCGUUCUAUUUUGGAGAAUAUUGCAUAUGGUCUACUUACCUCGGUUGUUGAGCGUCACCAGCCACUUGCUCCUUUCAUUUUUGAUUCUAGCCUUCCCGACCUGGUUGCGCAGCUGCGUACCGGUCUCUCUGAGAAGAAAGCACUGGAAGGACGCGAUCCUAAAGUAUCUGAGAUCGUGAGCUUGGUUCGGCAAGCAGCUGCGAAUUCUAAUGCUUUGAACUUCAUCGAUGCAUUACCACAUGGCUUUGCAACAACUGCAGGCGCAUCUGGUAACAUGUUGAGCGGUGGGCAAAAGCAGCGUAUCGCAUUGGCGCGAGCGUUAGUACGGGAGCCAUCAUUACUGAUUCUUGACGAAGCAACCGCAGCACUCGAUUCGACCAGCGAGAAACUCAUUCAAGAAGCUUUGGCCAAGGUUUCCGAGCGCGUGACUACCGUUUCGAUUGCCCACCGUCUUGCGACUGCUAAAGAUGCACACAAGAUUGUCGUUAUCAAGCAAGGUCGCGUUACCGAAGAGGGGUCUCAUGCAGCACUGGUGGCUCUUGGUGGCUCUUAUGCUGAAAUGGUGCGCCUGCAGAACCUUGGGAAGUUGAAAACGGACUUGAGUCAGGAUCCUAUUAGGCAGACUCACGGCCCGGCUAUCAUCGCCGAGUUGCCUGUUGAUAACAAAGAGGCUUUAAUCGAUGCUAUCAGUGCCGAUGUCAUCGAUGAAAGUCUGCCAGUAUACCGCCCCAAGCAAGAGACUGAAAAAGAGCAGAAGAUUCGUGAAAAGAAAGAACUGAAAGCUGCAAAGAAGAGCAAGCGUUCGAGGUGGUUCACCACAAAAUUUACCUUCUCAUUAUUGCGUCCGAACAUCCAUUUCAUUUUCCUUGGUUUCGCCAUGUCAGUCGUUAUCGGUGGCAGCUAUUCAGCAGAGGCUGUCAUUUUCGGUCAUACUGUUGGGGCAUUGAGUCCCUGUGAUGGCGCGGAAGGGAUUCGAUCAAGCGGCAAUCUAUACGGUCUGCUGUUCUUCAUCAUGGCAUUGAUCGAAUUGUUGGCAAACAUCGUCAGUGGUUGCGCUUAUGGUUGGGCCGCGGACAAAAUUCUGUACCGUGUUCGCGUAUUGUCCUUGCGAUCGUUGCUGAACCAGACCGUCAAGUGGCAUGGUGACGAUGAUCGCUCGCCGGGUACCCUCCUCACGUAUAUCACCCGUGAUGCUACUGCAUUGAGCAGUAUCACUGGCACGACUAUCGGUCUGCUCCUGGCCACUGCCGUAAAUCUCAUCGCUGGCUUGGUGAUUUCGUUCGCCAUUGCGUGGAAAAUCACGAUCGUCCUGUUGCCCACGAUCCCAGUGCUGUUGAUUGCGGGUAUGAUGAAAUUGCGCACACAGGCGCAGUUCGCGGAACGGCAUCAGAAAGCAUUUGCAAAAGCGACAGCCAUCACCGUAGAGGCAGUCAACAACAUUCGUGCGGUGUCGGCUUUUUCUCUCGAACGGCAGUCAUAUGCGGUAUACGAGCGAGCAUUGAAGGCGCCGUAUCGUGAAACUCUGAAAUCCAUUGCGUUCGGAAACGUGUUCCUUGCUAUGGCUUUCAGCAUCAGUAAUCUGGUCUACGCCUUGGCAUAUUGGUGGGGAACUCGCCAAAUCGUGGCCGGGCUUUACUCGCAGACGCAAUUCUUCAUAGUGCUGCCAGCGCUUCUAUUCAGCACGCAGUCCUGUGGACAGAUGUUCGCUCUUGCACCCGACAUCUCAAAAGCAGGGCUGGCAGCAUCGAAUAUUGCAGACCAUCGCCAUGACACACAUCUGCUCGAAGAGAAGAUUCCGGACCCGGAAGCCGCCCACCCUGAGCAACAGUCUUCAAUUUCCACAGAAGAACCGCCCCCGAUGAGCGGCAUUGGCGCCGAGCUUCAAAACGUCCACUUUGAGUAUCCUUCUCGCCGCGGUCAUCCCGUCCUCCGUGGCUUAAAUCUGAAAAUCCAGCCCGGUCACUUCUGCGCACUGGUUGGGCCCAGCGGCUCCGGGAAAUCCACAACUUUUGCGAUGUUGGAGCGCUUUUAUCGUCCGGAAUCUGGAAGCGUUCUGAUAGAUAACGUCAACAUAACUCGUCAGCAGGGUACAGUCUUCCGCGAUGAGAUUGCCCUCGUACCACAGGAAAACGUAAUGUUUGAGGGGACAGUCGCCUUCAAUAUUGCUCUCGGUGGACGACCAGGACACGAGCCCUCUCAGCAUGAAAUCGAAGAAGCAUGCAUGAUGGCAAACAUUCAUGAGGUCAUCAUGUCCCUGCCGCAUGGAUACCAGACGCCGUGCAGCCAAGACGGCAAGCAGUUCUCCGGCGGCCAGCGACAGCGUCUUUCCAUAGCGAGAGCUUUGGUGAGGAGGCCUCGGCUGUUGUUGCUCGAUGAGUCGACGAGUGCGUUGGAUGUGGAGUCCGAGAAAAAGAUUCAGGAUGCCCUUGCGACUCUGUCGGGGAGGACGACGAUUGUUGCGAUCGCGCAUCGACUGAAUACCAUUCACAAGGCGGACUGCAUCUAUCUCAUGGAGGAUGGUAGGUGCGUGGAGCAGGGGACUCACGGUGAGCUCGUCCAGGUCAGUGAGACAUAUCGUACUAGUGUUAUCCAUCAAUCGCUGGAGGCAUGA